Molecule: messenger RNA, 2205 nt
Organism: Hevea brasiliensis (rubber tree)
Lineage: Eukaryota; Viridiplantae; Streptophyta; Magnoliopsida; Malpighiales; Euphorbiaceae
Product: aspartic proteinase 36
Exons: 10
Coding region: 189-1661 (490 amino acids)
Biological process (GO): proteolysis
Molecular function (GO): aspartic-type endopeptidase activity
Source: RefSeq, a predicted model, not a curated record
UCUUCACUUAAUCACUAUCUCUCCUCUGUCCUCUUCCCUUGUCCUCUCUGUCUUGUCUGCGUCACAGUCCAUUUCUCUCUCUCUCUCUCUCUCUCUCUCUCUCUGUGUCAAUGCAUAAAAGAAAGAACCACCUUCCAUUGUCACCCUGAUCCUUUCUUUAACGAAACUACCUCUCCGCAAAAUAGAAAAUGCGGCCUUUGUGGCCGUUCUUGAUCUUGGCAGUUCUGCUUUCUCUGUCGGUGGUUUACUGUGUUACUCUUCUUCCUCUUCACAGGGCUUUUCCUUUGAACCACCCACUCGAACUCGACCAACUCAGGGCUCGGGAUAGAGUCAGGCAUGCCCGCCUCUUGCAGGGCCUGGUUGGCGGAGUCGUCGACUUCUCAGUUCAAGGAACUUCCGAUCCUUAUCUCGUCGGACUCUAUUUUACAAAAGUGAAACUGGGCUCUCCUCCAAGAGAAUUCAAUGUGCAGAUUGAUACAGGAAGCGAUGUCUUGUGGGUUACAUGCAGUUCCUGCAGCAAUUGCCCACAAUCCAGUGGCCUUGGAAUUCAGCUCAACUACUUCGAUACUUCCAGCUCGUCAACUGCUGGGCUAAUUCCAUGUUCACACCCUAUUUGUACUUCAGAAAUUCAAACCACAGCAACUCAAUGCUUCUCUCAGAGUAAUCAGUGCAGUUACUCAUUCCAAUAUGGAGAUGGGAGUGGGACAACGGGUUAUUAUGUAUCUGAUACAUUUUAUUUUGAUACUGUAUUUGGAGAGUCCUUGAUUACUAACUCUUCAGCAAUCAUUGCCUUUGGAUGUAGCACCUACCAGUCUGGGGACUUGACUAAGACAGAUAAAGCAGUUGAUGGAAUAUUUGGAUUUGGCCAAGGUGAUCUCUCCGUCAUAUCACAACUGUCAUCCCAUGGGAUAACACCCAGAGUAUUCUCGCAUUGCUUGAAAGGAGAUGGUAGUGGUGGUGGCAUAUUGGUUCUUGGUGAGAUUUUGGAGCCAGGAAUAGUUUAUAGUCCCCUUGUGCCAUCACAGCCUCAUUAUAAUUUAAAUCUUCAGAGUAUUGCUGUCAAUGGACAAUUGUUACCGAUUGAUCCGGCAGCAUUUGCAACAUCAACUAACCGAGGAACUAUUGUUGACUCUGGAACAACUUUGGCAUAUCUUGUGGAAGAGGCUUAUGAUCCUUUUGUCAGUGCUGUAACUGCUAUGGUCCAACCAUCUGUGACCCCCACAGUAUCUAAAGGAAACCAGUGUUAUCUAGUCUCCAACAGUGUAUCUGAGGUAUUUCCUCCAGUCAGUUUAAACUUUGCUGGUGGUGCAUCUAUGUUGUUAAAACCGGAAGAGUACCUUAUAAAUCUUGGUUUCUAUGGUGGAGCUGUGUUAUGGUGCAUUGGUUUUCAGAAGGUUCAAGGAGGAGUAACAAUUUUAGGAGAUCUUGUUCUGAAGGAUAAAAUUUUUGUCUAUGAUCUGGCCCGUCAACGAAUUGGAUGGGCUAACUAUGACUGCUCAUUAUCUGUGAAUGUCUCUUUAACUUCUAGCAAGGAUUUCAUCAAUGCAGGACAACUGGGUGUGAGCAGCUCAGCAAGAGACAUGCUGUUCAAGCUGCUACCUCUGAGCAUCAUGGCUCUCCUAAUGCACAUAUUAGCAUUGACGAAUCUCAAGUUUUUGUAAUUAAACCUCAGGUUUGAAGUUCAAUUCUUUGUCCUUGUUGGACUUGGCUUAGCCGGCUUUUAUUCAUGGCAGUCGGCAAGGCUUGUGAUUACGGUGUUAGCUGUUUUUCUGUUACAUAAUUCUUCUCUAGUUCCGAUUGCUGGUAAUUGGGGCACCUUUUAUUCUUCAAAUGGAAAAAAUUUCAGCAUUCUUUGUAAAGGAACCUCCGUCUCGAGUUCUGUCAGAAUUGUAAAUUAUUUUUGCAUUGGGUUGGGUGCUGUAUCAUUACAUUGUUGUUAAGUAGAAGGAAACAUUUUGUCCCAGGAGAAAACAUAUCUUCUGUGGUGACAAGCUUUUGGGAUUGGUAGAGAUAUAUAGAAAUGAUAUCGUCCAAGCUACUCCAUAUUUUCUCAUUUUCUCCUUCUUUGUUACUUGUUGGAUAAUUUGUUUAAGUGUUCAUUUUUUGUGACGUUUUUGUUUUCAUUCAAGAUUGUAAUUCCACGUUUCUCUGAUUAUAAAAGCCCAAAUGAAAUGCAUGAAGCUUAGCCACUACAUUGCUUUUUUA